Prorocentrum cordatum is the source of this 615-nucleotide messenger RNA. The record is from the annotation of a GenBank genome assembly. NCBI's taxonomy places the organism in Eukaryota, Dinophyceae, Prorocentrales, Prorocentraceae.
CGGCUGCCGUCGCCGGUGGUUGCCCCUGCCCCGGCCGCCGCGCCGACCCCGGCUGCCAAGCCGACCCUGGCCGCGAGCCCUUCAGCGCCGGCCGAGACCUCGCGGAGACCCAGCGCCCUGGCCGGCUUCAAGGCGUCCAUCGCCACCGACAAGCCGCAGACUGCCGAGGCGCGGAGCCCGCGGAGCCCCUCGCCGCUCCGCGAGAGCGAGGUGCUCGCGGCGCGCCUCGAGGAGAAGGCGCGGGCCCUCGCCGCGAAGGCCACCGAGCGCCCGCGGAGGUCCAGCGCCCUGGCCGGCUUCAAGGCCUCCCUCGACACCGACAAGCCGAGGCCCGUCGAGGCCCGCCCCACGCCGACCUUCCACAAGGAGCCCGCGCGCUUCCGAGUCGGGCAGCGGGUGGUGCUGAACGGCGUCCACGAGGGCACCGUGCGGUACGUCGGCCCGACAAACUUUGCGGAUGGCGACUGGGUUGGUGUUGAGCUUUUCGGGGAGGACCCAAGACGGCGAGCACGACGGCACCUACCUGGGCCACGAGUACUUCAGCUGCCCCGCGGGCAGAGGUGUACUGCGGCACCCUUGCCAGAUCACGGAGGCCGCGGUGUUCAGCAGAAUUGA